This is a messenger RNA of Lytechinus variegatus (green sea urchin), 1354 nucleotides long. It is a transcript of the gene c8orf82, whose product is annotated as UPF0598 protein C8orf82-like. NCBI's taxonomy places the organism in Eukaryota, Metazoa, Echinodermata, Echinoidea, Temnopleuroida, Toxopneustidae. The record is from RefSeq and is a predicted model, not a curated record. Bases 101 to 898 code for a protein of 265 amino acids. The transcript has 2 exons.
UAAUUUUGCUAUGUUUGUAUUACGCAACCUCUGGCUCUGGAUUUGUGUGUAUUUCUCUCUGACAAACGUCAAUCAAACAGCAGUUAUUUAGCCAUUGAAAAUGUUUUACCUCGUAAAUAUUAGCAGAAAGUUUGGUCCAUUAAACAAGAUAAGAAACUGUAUAUUUUUUCUUGAAAAUCCCGGCAACUUUACUCCAAAACUUGAUGUGAAAGUUAGCCGUCUAGGAGUCCAAUCUAGCAGAAAUUGCUCGACGACGACGCCUGCAGACUCGGCGAAAGGGACGGUGCUGAACCGUUCGCCAGCCCACUACGUGCAAGGUCAAUCGCCCGAGCCCAAAAUUCGAGAAUACUUUUAUUUCAUUGACCAUCAGGGACAGCUUUUCCUUGAUGAUGCAAGAGUUAAGAAUUUCAUAACUUGUUUUAAAGACAAAAAGUUCCUGGCCUUCUUCUUCAAGAGACUCAAACAGAACUCAUUCGAGCAUUACAAGGAUGCCUUCCCUUAUCUAUCACCCUGCGGAGUAGAGAGAAACUUUGUACGGUGUGAUGAUCGUCCAAUCGUGUUCACUCACAUCAUUCCCGAUCCAGACGAGCCAUCCGGGCCCGGACUUCUCUCCUGUAACUUCACCGGGGAUGCGGUCACCGUGAAGUUUGAACCAGAGAAGGUGUGCAUGCUCCCUGUGAGUGGUCGCAUUUACCAUCCAGCACCGCACAAAACAGGGGGAGUGGGACUGAUCAAAUCCAGUAUCGCUAUUGACAUCAGCGCUUGCUUUGAGUUUGGGGAGAAAGGCGAGUAUUCCCCUCCAACACACUUCACCUGGCUUGGAAAGAGAUACACUCUGACCAAUGAAGUCCUUGAUUUGAUGACCGAUAGUGAAAAAAGUGAGUUGGAAGACAGAUGAGAUAAUGUAUGCCAAUGAGAAUUACAGUUUUAAUCUGAAACUUGUGAUAUCCCUAGACCACUGUGUUUCGUUACUGGAUUGUUAACACAAUUGACUGAUCUGGAGUACUGAUAAUGAUGUCAUCAAGCGAUUCAUUUGUAAUGAAUUUUUUCUGUACACCUGCAUCUACAUAACCAGGCUCUUUCCUAUUCAAAUCAAGCAUCAGCAGUUUUUAGUUGGGAUGAAGUACUCUUUAGACAAGCUGGUAGACGUGUGCAUUAAAUGGUGCGUGCAAUGAUAAGCAAGUGUAUGAUGACCUAUUAAAUUCAAUGCAAAUUGUUUGUAUGUCAUUGGACACGUAUAGAACCUUGGGACUUCCAAUGAAAGGCUUUCUUUGAUCACGUCAUGAUUUCUUUCUUUUCCAUUGCCUUAUUAAAGAUAGGGAAAAUCAAAAUUUCAUCCUGACAAGUUGAUUUG